This is a messenger RNA of Rhinichthys klamathensis goyatoka, 1397 nucleotides long. RefSeq names its product origin recognition complex, subunit 6 (gene orc6). Bases 100 to 873 code for a protein of 257 amino acids. Gene Ontology annotation, cellular component: nuclear origin of replication recognition complex. Gene Ontology annotation, biological process: DNA replication; DNA replication initiation. Gene Ontology annotation, molecular function: DNA binding. Lineage: Eukaryota; Metazoa; Chordata; Actinopteri; Cypriniformes; Leuciscidae. The record is from RefSeq and is a predicted model, not a curated record. The transcript has 7 exons.
UGACACGUGUUUGUUUUCCCGCGAAAUCAGCCUGUCUCUUUGCGAAGUCUGGUGAAGGAUUCUGCUGUGUUGCGCUGAGAGGAUCGAACAACUUUACAAAUGGAUAAAGAGUUGUUUAGUAAGCUUGCUUCGAAGAUCGGUAUAACAUCUGUUAAAGUAUUGAGCCAAGCAGAAGAGUACAUGCGAUUAUCCCAAGUGAAAUGUGUUGGACUGGGUUCUGUGACAGCCACCAGUAAGGCCAUUAUUUGCCUUGAGUUGGCAGCGACUUCAAUGAAAUUUCCUGUAGACAAGGAGUAUGCCAUCAAACUAUCUGGCCUGAGUCCUAAGGUUUACUCCAGCAAUUUGAAGUCUAUGGAGUGCAUGCUGGGCCUGCAGUCAAGCCUGGGUCUCCGAGAUCUUGCAGUGCAGUAUGGGUGUUUGGAAGCAGUUAAAGUGGCCUCUCAGAUCCUUGAACGGUAUGAGACCAGUUUACCCGCAGCUAAGCAACAAGACCUUGACCUGUCUAAGUCUCUCUUUACCACAGCAGCUCUAUAUGCAGCAUGCAAGUGCAUGAAAAUCAAAACUGACAGGAAAUUAGCCUCUUCAUCUGGAGCAAAGAAGGGCAUCUUUGAUCGGCUGUGCACACAGUUCCAGAAAUUUGGACAGGAGAUCUGCAAAGAGGCUUCAUCUGUGGAGAAACCAGUCAAAACUGCUCAAAAGAGGCAGAAUUCUCUCGCUGAAAUGCUAGAAACAGCAGAAGAUGAUGGGAAGAUUGCAACAUCUCCUAAGCAAGAGCGAGUUGAAAAGACAGAGGAGGAAGAAACACAAAUUUAUGAGGAGUGGAAAAGAAAAAUCCUUGAAAAUGCAUUAAAAGCAAAGGCUGUAGAUUCUUGAAGGUUUUAAGUUUCCCAUUUAUUUUAAUUAUGGCUCUGCAUAAUGUCAACAGGAACUUUUGAGUUGGAUUUAACACUCUACCAAGAGAAGUUGCCUGCCCCCCUCUGGCUUCUUGUGUGGAAUUGUUUCAUCCACAAACAGACAUUUCCAGAGGAAUUGAAGCACUUUUUAUCACUGUUUUAUUUUAUUUACCAGGUCAAAGAUAGUUACUAUUUUAGAUAUUGUGCAAAGACUUGCCAAUUGUUAAGUUCCUCAUUUAGAUAAUAUAUUGCAAAUGGCAGGAUUUGUCAUUCAUGCAUUUAGUUUGAGUAAAAUUGUAUUGUUUAGUCUGACAUGGUUUGGAUGAUUAUGCUGACAAUAUGACUUCAUUUCUCAGUGUUCUGUGGUAUUGGUUUGAACUUAAAAUCUCAUUGGAGGUGUAUAAUGCAUUCAAGAUCUUCUAGAUGUGAUUUAUCAAUUUGUUUCAAUAAUACAUGGCACAUCUUUGUUUGAUUUUGAUGUGAAUAAAAUGUGUAUUCAAGACA